Messenger RNA from Rattus norvegicus (Norway rat), 1261 nucleotides. Lineage: Eukaryota; Metazoa; Chordata; Mammalia; Rodentia; Muridae. The record is from RefSeq and is a predicted model, not a curated record.
CUCCCCCUGGCUUGCUCUGCCUGCUUGCUUUGUUUGUUUGUUUAUGGAGACAGGGUUUCCCUGUGUAGCCAUGGCUGUCCUGGACCCAACUCUAAACCUCAAACUUGGAGAAUUCCACCUGCUUCUGUCUCUCCUCCUCCUGAGCUCUCAGAUUAAAGGCAUGUGCUGCCACCCCUGGCUAUUCAGCCUGCUUCUUGGACAACUCAGUUCCACUUUUGUAGGGAAGACACCACCUCCAGUGUGCUGUGCUGGGCCUUCCCACAGAAACCAUUGAUCAAGAAAAUGCUCCACAGGCUCCUGUCUUAUGGAGACAUGCUCUCAACGGAAGCAUCCUCUUCUCAAGAUGACUGACAGUGACCAACCUCCAUUCCUCGGCAUGCUGUCUUUCUAUAGAUCAUGGCCCUGAGGGCAUGUGGCUUGAUCAUCUUCCGAAGACACCUUAUUCCCAAGGUGGACAACACAACAAUUGAAUUUCUGCUGCUGCAGGCGUCGGAUGGCAUUCAUCACUGGACUCCUCCCAAAGGCCAUGUGGACCCCGGCGAGAAUGACUUAGAAACAGCCCUGAGAGAGACUCAGGAGGAAACAGGCAUAGAAGCAAGCCAGCUGAUCGUCCUUGAGGGGUUCAGAAGGGAGCUCAAUUAUGUGGCGAGGAAGAAGCCUAAAACAGUCAUUUACUGGCUAGCAGAAGUGAAAGACUAUGAUGUAGAGAUCCGCCUCUCCCAGGAGCAUCAAGCCUACCGCUGGCUAGGGCUGGAUGAGGCCUGCCAGUUGGCUCAGUUCGAGGAGAUGAAGGCAACGCUCCAAGAAGGACACCAGUUUCUCUGCUCCACACCAGCCUGAGCUGACCAGAACAAAUGCUUCCAUGGCAUCCUUAAGGGUUUUUGAGAUGAGCCUACCCUUUCCAUCCAGGGAAGGAUGCGCUGGCCUUGGGCUUGCUACAGCCGAGAGCAGAUAGGUUAGUGAAAUUAAAUAACUCCACACUCAGCCAGGAAGCCCUGGAUUCAAUCCCUAGCAUAGAAAAUAAUUACUUUAAAAAGAAGAGCAAGGGGGUUGGGGAUUUAGCUCAGCGGUAGAGCACUUGCCUAGCAAGCGCAAGGCCCUGGGUUCGGUCCCCAGCUCCGAAAAAAAGAAAAGGAGAAAAAAAAAAAAGAACAAGGAAGAUGGAUUUUAGCAAAGGAGGGGUACAGUCCUUAAAAUGCCAGCCCUAAAGUACCUCUUUAUCAUUUAUAAAUAAACUUCAAGCAACUUACAUGCCCUUUAA